GGCGAACUAUUUUUGUACGUAUAAAUACCCAUGUGUCUCGUCGAGGAAUGGAACUGAAGUUUGUUGAAUUGAUGGAAUCCCUUCCAUUCUGUGCGCAUCCACUGCAAGCUCAGUCCAACUCUACCAUGAACUCCCUUUCUUCCAAGCUCAGACCCGAACUUCACCACUUCAGAGUUCUCUGUACUUCUUCUUCUUCUCCUUCUUCUUCUUCUUCUUCUUCUUCUUCCCUUCGUUCUCCAGAAAUUCCUACAAGAACUUCUUCUUCGGUCCGGAAAAAGAGCAGCGGCGGAGCUAAAUUGAAGAUCGCCCACACUCAACUCAAGGACAACUGGUUGGCUUCUCUUUCGUGUCCUUUUCCUCUAGGUUACGAUUACUCCGCCAAUGCUAGCCCAGGAGACCUAAAUCCGGCCUCGGACUGUGUUAUUGGCGUCGAUCCUGAUGUUUCUGGUGCUGUGGCGCUUUUGAGAACCGACGAAUCGAUUUCUUCGGCUCAGGUGUAUGAUUCUCCUCACCUGCAAGUACUAGUUGGUAGAAGGAGACGGAAACGGUUAGAUGCUAAGUCAAUUGUCCAACUUCUUCACAGCUUUAAUGCUCCCAUUGGAACUAUGGCAUAUCUGGAGCAGUCAAUCCCAUUUCCACAGGAUGGAAAACAGGGGUGGUGGAGUGGAGGAUUUGGUUAUGGAUUGUGGAUUGGCGUAUUAGUUGGGUUGGGGUUUUCUGUUGUUCCUGUGCCAUCUCUUGCGUGGAAAAACAAAUUUGAGCUCUCGGGAAAGGAUACUUCUAAGGAUGACAGCCGGAGGAUUGCAUCUGAAUUAUUUCCGUCUCUAAGCCCUCUUCUGAAAAGGAAAAAAGAUCACGGGAGGGCUGAGGCUUUACUCAUUGCUGCUUAUGGAAAAGGCUUGAACUUGAAUUUGGAAACACCGUCCGUCUUAGAGGAUUCGGUAGCAUCGUAGAAAUGGCAGAUAGUCCUGGCUUUCCUCUUCCCAUGAAUUCAGGUUCAAGUUUGGCAUUGAAUGGAAUGACUGCAAAUAAUGGAUCUGAGUGCAUUCCCCAUUUGAUGAGAUUAUUUGCUUUAGAUUAUUUGAUUAAGGUUAACCAUUCAUUUUGCUUAGUUAGCAGUACCUCAGUAACCAAAAAAUUGUUGUAGACUCUUAAUAUGAUUACAGAGAUUGACAUAAUUUAACUAUAUUCUUUAAGGAGAGAACUAUCCUGCACUCUAUUGUUCACCAUUAAA
Messenger RNA from Benincasa hispida (wax gourd), 1234 nucleotides. Its product is annotated as MutS2. NCBI's taxonomy places the organism in Eukaryota, Viridiplantae, Streptophyta, Magnoliopsida, Cucurbitales, Cucurbitaceae. Gene Ontology annotation, molecular function: crossover junction DNA endonuclease activity. The record is from RefSeq and is a predicted model, not a curated record.